GGCUACCUGCUGGAGCAGAUUGCUUCAAAGGUCUACAUGAUCGAUACAAACCUUUUUUCUCCAAUGGUUCGCGGGCCGCCUGGAUUCGAUCCAAGCUCCCCGAAGGAGAAAGGCAAGAAGGGCGAAGAGCACUUGGCAAACACGCCGGUCUUCCUGCACUUUUGGAAGGCGAUUCUGGACGUCGGAGAAUACAAGAAAUACACUUACACGGUGAAGGUAGACAUCGACACUGUGCUUCUUCCAGAUAGGUUAUCCACGCUGCUCCAUGGUCGGCCCGUAAGGGCAGAGUAUUUCCUGAACACAGACAAGGACAUGUAUGGCAACUUCCUGCAUGGUCCCAUUGAGAUCAUGUCCAAGGAUGCCAUGGUGUUAUUUAGCGAGCAGUCAAAGGACUGCGAGGCCAAGAUAUCCAAAUUGGCUUACGGAGAGGACUUUUGGAUGAACAAUUGCCUGAAAGAGUUGAAAGUGGAGGCAGUAUCAGGACUGCACAUCCUCUACGACAUGUAUAGCUACGGCGAGUACGCUCAGAAAAUCUGCAGUCCGUUGAGACCCGACAAGGUCGUCGACAAGUUCGACAUUAGCUUCCCUGCGUAUCAUCCGUACAAGGACUUCCGAUCCUGGAUGCAAUGCCGGAUGCAGGCGGAGCCAACCAAGUGGAGCGGGGAUAAGCAGCAAAAGGCCUGCGCGAAGGCUGACAAGCCGAUACCCAAAAUGAAGGCAGAAACUAACCGACUGUUCAGUGUCUUCCGAGACGUUCAGGCUGGACGCAGAACGGCGCCAGUAAUGGCCCUGUUUCUAGCACUGUCUGGGGCCAUCAUACUUGCCAUACUUGGUGUCGCGAAGCAAGUCAUGGGGGUAAGGAUCCGGAGCAUUGAGCGAGAUGAGGCCAUGUCUGACUGGGAGAUGGAAUCCGGUGCCAAGGAUCAGGUCCUGCACUUGCUGCGAUCACGCAAUGACCCUGCGAAUG
This is a messenger RNA of Symbiodinium pilosum, 967 nucleotides long. The record is from the annotation of a GenBank genome assembly. Lineage: Eukaryota; Dinophyceae; Suessiales; Symbiodiniaceae.